AUGGAUGAACUAAAUGAAUUUUACAAGAAGAUUCAGACCUACCUAAUGAAGAAGAAUCAGGAAUGUGGAGAAUUGCAGUUUCUUAAGAUGCGUGCAACAUCUGAAAGCAUUGGUCACAUUGAUGAUAUAUGUAUAUCAAUAUUGAAUAUAUUUCAAACUCAUAGUAUUCCUACAAAGGAAAAGGCUCUGACUAACAACGAGAAAUGUGUAUUAUCAUACACAUACUUAUUAUUGAAUACCAAGUUCAAAAAUCAGGAGCGUUUAGGAGAAGAUAUUGUCAGUGGUCAUUUAGUAGAUAUGUGUCCACCUUUAUCUCCAUAUUUAUUUGUACAAAUUUUAUGGAGUCUUGAAUAUGAAAAGAUUUUAAUUCAGUCUCUUCUGUAUAUGCCUGUAGAUUUGUUCACAGAAGUAUUGGAUAUAGUUUCAAAGUGCAUAGAAGAACUACCUUUUCCAAAAUCACUGAAUACUGUAUACCAUAUAAUAUCAAUUACAUAUACCAAAGUUAUCAAAUUGAAAGAAGUCAGUGUACAAUCCCAAAAUCUUGAAGAAACUAUAGAGAAUUUACUUACAGCUUUUCAGGAGUUUCUACUUUUGUUAACCAAACCAAAGUUCAUUCCUUCGUCAGAUUUGUCAAAUUUAAAAUGUUGUGAGCGUUAUGGUAUUAUACUGAAACAAUUAAUUUCUACUAUAAGAAAUUGCUUGGAGCAAAAGAUCCAAGGAGUCACCAUGUCUGGAGAUGUUGAAAAAUUACUUAACAUUACGUUUGGUAGAGAACCGUACAAAAAAUGCGAAGACACUCUUCUGGAAGAUGUCAUAGCAACAUUAAAUGAACAUUUAAUGGAUUUAUUGUCACGUAAACUUAAGGAAAUCACUUGUCAAAUUUACAUAAACUGGGCUGAAAUAGAUGACGAAGACAAUAAGAUGAUUUCUUUACAACGUUCUAUUGGAAAUGAAUCUUAUUACUUAAUAGAAUGUAUAAAGAAUAAUGAACAAUUGUCGCAAAACGAUCAGUUAAUAGAAUGUUUACAGCAUUUUUCGUCAAAACCAGAUCCCAGUCAAUCCAGUUUUGUUUUAAGUUUACAAGAACUUUGUUGUGCCAUAUCUGAAGGUAAAAAAGAGCUUAUGAAAGAAUUGUUGUGUCGAUACAAAGAAUGGGAUAGAUCCAUACUUGAUUUUGUUUACACAAAUAAAUCUCUACUAGAAAAUAAAGACUGUUUGAAUCUGUUAGAAUAUUUAACUUAUGUUCUUGUGCAACCGAUUGAAGAAGAAUUUAAAGAGCUUAGUUAUACUAUAGUUACAAAAAUAUUGUCAUCUCAAAAUGUAACAGAUAUUUAUGAAAUAGUGAUGAUGUAUCUGACGAAACAUGAUGGAAAAAAUCAUUUGGAAUCUCCGCACACAGAAGAGGCAUUUAAUAAUUUCAUUGCACGAAAUUCUAAUUUACAGAUAUCAACAAAUUUGAAAAUUGUUCUGCUGUUCUCAUUGAAGAAUCUUGCAUUAAUAUUGUCUAUACUUUUAAAGAUAACUAUUGGCUUUCCCCGCUAUGAAAAUAUAAUGAUCUCUGCUAAAGAUAUGCUUUUGCUAUCUCCACUUAUGCAAAUCAGAAAAGACAAUGAUGAAAAAUUUUUAACCAGCAUCCUGAGAACGAUUUGUUUGGAGAAUAAAGAAUGGAAUGGAAAGAAAUUCAUGAAUUUCAUUAAGGUUGCAUUAGAGAAUUCUGUGAUCGAUGUACAUGAUCUAAUGAACAAUGUUUUUAUACCAUAUUUGGAGGAAGAUUCAUUCAACGUAUCAAACAUCAAUUCUGUUUUAGAUCAUAUUCGUAAAUUACAAGCUAGAUGUACCAACGACACAAACAUCAAGGGUCUGACAAUAGCUCUAGCUAAGAGAAUGUCUUUCUUAAGAAAGAGUACAACUAUUUCGAAAUACUUGAGCAAUGAAAUUUUUAGUCAGAUUACAAGAAUAUUGAAAUAUUUCUUAGAAAUUAAAAGCUACAGGAUUUCUGCUUCUGCAAAAAAGGAAAUUAUCGACGGAAUCAAAACUGUAAUUGAACCAAUAGACAAAUUACAUUUCGCAUCUCUGUGGCAAUUGUCUCAGAAUAGUGUGAGUGUGGUUAAUAUAGUAGAAGAUUACGAACGACGUUGUUUCAUCGUGAUAAAUAGAUUAAAAGAAGACCCUAAAACUCUGGCGAGGCUACGAACCUACUUGUCGGAUCUAGGUUUGUUGAGAGAAGAUUUUUUGCGCCAUUUAAUUCUUAGGUCAACCGAAGAAGAAUAUCGAAGACUAGGUUCUGAACUCACUGUAAUAUUUUGGUUUGCCUUUGGAUGGAAUGAUGAACUUGAAGCAUUUAAUCACUUUUUGCGCUUAACAAUAGAGGCUUGUUGUUUAUCUCUGGAGUAUCCAUGUAUCGGUGGAAGUGAUUUAUUUGCAUUUUUACUGAAGUCCAUCACGCGUUUUUGUAAACUAUUCGUAUUACUCGAAGGUAUGAAUGAUCAGGAAAGGGUGUACGAAUCAUUAAUUGAGAACUUUCAUCAACUCGAUGGAAGUAUAAAGCAGAGUCCUUAUGUAAAUUGGUAUGCCAACUGUCUUGAAAGCUUCGAUAGUAAUACUCAACAUAAUUCCGAAAAUCAUUUAGAAGAGGUUCUGAACAAUUUGAAUCGCUUCAGUGAUCAAUGCCUUGAAUUUAAUUACAGGUACACUGAAGAAACUUCUAUGAUAUCUCAUACUCCAAAAAUGUCUAAUUUCUAUUUAAUUCAUCAAGUAAUUUCUGCUUGUAUGAACGUACCUGCAACAGAAGCUUACGAAUGUAUUAAAAGAAUGAAUGAAUUAUUCUUUCCGAAUUAA
This is a messenger RNA of Dufourea novaeangliae, 2838 nucleotides long. RefSeq lists its product as uncharacterized. The record is from RefSeq and is a predicted model, not a curated record. Lineage: Eukaryota; Metazoa; Arthropoda; Insecta; Hymenoptera; Halictidae. The transcript has a single exon. The coding region runs from base 1 to 2838 and encodes 945 amino acids.